Molecule: messenger RNA, 2046 nt
Organism: Aureococcus anophagefferens
Lineage: Eukaryota; Pelagophyceae; Pelagomonadales; Pelagomonadaceae
Exons: 3
Biological process (GO): actin filament organization; vesicle transport along actin filament
Cellular component (GO): myosin complex; vesicle; actin cytoskeleton
Molecular function (GO): microfilament motor activity; actin filament binding; ATP binding
Source: RefSeq, a predicted model, not a curated record
AUGGACGCGUCCUGGUUCUGGGUGCCCGACGACGCCGAGGGCUUCGUCGCCGCGCGGCUCGUGUCGCGGAACAAGCGGGACAACCUCGUUUGCGUGUCGCGGGACGGGCGGACGCUGGACCCGGCGCCCGCGUCGGCCUGCUACGCCAUCGACGACGUCGCGUCCGUCGACGAGCCGCCGCCCUGCGACCUCGUGCUCCUCGCGGAGGUGAGCCCGGCGUCGAUCCUCCACGCGCUGCGACGGCGCUUCGAGGACGACGACAUCUACACGAGUUUAGGGAGCGUGCUCGUCGCGCUCAACCCGUUCAAGGCCAUCGACGGCCUCUACGGCCCGGCGGCGCUGGCGCACUACGGCGGCGGCGCCGGCGGCGCCCUGGCGCCCCACGUCUACGACGUCGCGGCCGCGGCCUACCGCGGCGUCCGCGGCGGCGACGCCGGUUCGGCGCGGUCGCAGUCGCUCGUCAUCUCCGGCGAGUCCGGCGCGGGCAAGACGGAGACGACGAAGCACGCCCUCGCCUACCUCGCCUUCGUCGCCGGGUCGCCCGGCGGCGUCCAGGAGCGCAUCCUCGCCGCGUCGCCGAUUUUAGAGGCGCUCGGCAACGCGAAGACGAGCCGCAACGACAACAGCAGCCGCCUCCGCUUCGGCAAGUUCAUGGAGCUCCGCUUCGACGCGUCCGGCGCCAUCGCGUCCUGCGGCAACACGCCCUACCUCCUCGAAAGCGGCCGCGUCGUCGGCCAGGCGCCCGGCGAGCGCAACUUCCACGCGUUCUUCCAGCUCCGCAAGGGCGCGCGCGGCACGCUCGCGCGCGCGCUCGCCAUCGACCGGGAGGUUUUUUUCUACUGCGGCCUCCCGGGCGACGGCCGCGGCGGCUUCGACGUCGCGGGCGCCGACGACGCGGCGGCCUUCGUGGAGACGUGCGCGUCGCUCGAGGCCGUCGGCUUCGACGCGCGCGAGCGCGACGGCCUGCUCAAAAUCGUCGCGGCCGUGCUCCACCUCGGCGACGCGUCCUUCCGCGACAGCGACGGGCCCGAGGACGGCUCCGCCGCCGACGCGCCGGGGCGCGACGCGCUGGAGCGCGCGGCCGCGUGCCUCGGCGCGGACGCGGCCGCGCUCGAGCGCGCGCUCACGCUGCGGACCGUCGAGGUCAAGACGGGCCGCCGCUGCUCCGUGACCAAGGUGCCCCUGCCGCCGCCGCAGGCGGCGGUCGCGCGCGACGCCUUCGCGCGCCAGCGCUACGCCUGGACCGUCGGCCGCGUCAACGAGAGCGUCGGCGGCGGCGGCGCGGCGUCUUCGGGCCCCGUCGUCGGCGUCUUGGACAUCUUCGGCUUCGAGAUCUUCACCGUGAACUCCUUCGAGCAGCUCCUCAUCAACUUCGCCAACGAAGGGCUCCAGCGGCUCUUCAACCGCACGGUCUUCGACGAGGAGAUGGCGCUCUACGAGGCCGAGGGCGUCGGCCAGUGCGUGCGCCUCGACUAUGUCGACAACGCGGACGUGCUCGCGCUGCUCGGCGGGCGGCGGCCGCCGGGCGUCGUCGAGAUGCUCGACGAGGAGUCCAAGCUACCCCGGGGGUCGUCGGCCAACUUCCGCGCGCGUCUCGCGAAGCGGCACGCGGGCCACGCGCGGUUCUCGACGCCGCGGUCCGCGUCGACGGCGUUCUUCGUGGAGCACUACGCGGGCAAGGUCUGCUACGAGGCGGCGUCGUUCGUGGAGAAGAACCGCGACGGCGUCACGGGCGACAUGGUCGCGGCCUUCGGCGACUGCACAUUACCGCUCGUCGCGGCGUGCUUCGCCGGGCGCGGCGCCGCGAGCAAGGCGUCCGUCGGCGCCAAGUUCAAGAAGUCGCUCGACGCGCUCACGGCGACGCUCGGCGCGACGGAGCCCCACUACGUGCGCUGCGUCAAGUCGAACCCGCGGAAGGCGCCGGGGACCAUGGACUACAAGCUCUGCCUCGAGCAGCUGACCUACGCGGGCGUCCUCGAGGCCGUCAAGAUCCACCAGCGGGGCUUCCCCUUCCGCCUGGACCACGUCGCGUUCCGCCGGUCCUAC